UUAAUCAGCGCGCGAUAAGACAGGGGGAAAUAAAUUGCGGCUGCACACUGGGAGUCAGCCGUGAACUCUGCUGUCCCGUGAGGUCCGGUGAUGUAUGAUCUCACAACAUUCAACUGGUUAUGUAAACAAACUCAUUAAUCGAGACGUGUGCUUAUUCUACUAGUCUACUAGUGAGUGGAGAGUCAUUGUACGCGGUGCUGUCGACAUUCUACUGUACUUGAAUAUAAAGGAUGGGCGUGAGUCGCCCUCGAAAGGGAAGCGAGGGGGGAUCCAUUUUCAGCACAGAAGGCGAGCUCACUGCUCAGUUCACUCUGCGCGCUGCUUCCUAUGCGGAGUGAGAGAGAGACGCUAUGGAUACUACAGGAAACACCACACCAGCUGUCUGAAGACCAGCCUAAUAUCAACUGAAACGCACAGGAGGGAGGGGAGUGUGAGAAACAUAGGUUGUGUGUGUGUGUGUGUCAAAGUGUGCAUGUUAGAGAGAGCGAGAGAGAGGACUAAGGUUGGACCAGGUGAUCACGUCCUAUCAAACCUCCAAGGAGCUGCCGGUCAGGAUUAGUGUUUACAGGAAGGAUCAGAGUUCCGACCAGAACAUGGUGGUGCCAGCCCGCUGCCCGGGCCCCUGUGCCAUGCUGGCGCUCAGCCUUCUCAUGGGAUACGGCGUGGUGCGCUGCGUCGCCGGCCAGAACGACACGGAGCCCAUCGUACUUGAGGGGAAGUGUCUGGUGGUCUGCGACUCCAACCCGUCCUCGGACGGAGGCGUGACUUCAUCGCUCGGGAUAUCCGUCCGGUCGGCCGGCGCCAAGGUAGCUUUCUCCGCGGUGCGCGGGACGAAUCACGAGCCCUCCGACAUGAGCAACACGUCCAUGACCAUCUACUUUGACCAGGCUUUAGUGAACAUCGGCAACCAUUUCGAUCUGAAAGCGAGUGUCUUCCAGGCGCCAAGGAGGGGAAUAUACAGCUUCGGUUUUCAUGUGGUCAAGGUCUACAACAGACAGACCAUACAGGUCAACCUGAUGCAGAACGAUUACCCGAUCAUAUCAGCUUUCGCCGGUGACCAGGACGUCACUCGGGAGGCGGCAAGCAACGGCGUUCUUCUGCAGUUGGAGCGCGAGGACCGGGUGUAUCUGAAGCUGGAACGGGGCACGCUCAUGGGUGGAUGGAAAUAUUCCACGUUCUCAGGCUUCCUAGUCUUUCCACUAUAAUUUAAUAUGUGAUCACGGAAAUCGCAAACGUGACUCCUCCAUGGUUGAGGAACGAUAAAAAAAAAACAUUUGCUAUUUUAUUUGAAGUGAACUGUCAGAGGAAGAAGACAGAUUCAUAUGUGUACACACUACACACUUUACAGUAUCUAUUUCAUUCAAACAUUAACGUUUCCAUGGAGUUCGUACAUCCAAAUCCAUCGACUAAAACCAUAUGUGGAAGGAUAAUCGAAUAGAUCUACCCGUGAUGUAUAGGCCUACAACUUGUCGAUUAUUUGGAUUUUAUCGCUUGGGAGUCAACCAACUUUUGUCAACAGACUGUCAAGUCAGUCUACCUCUGUGUACCCUGACUGCUGAACAGAUGAGAAUAAUAUUAUAUGAAUCGAAAAGCUUAAAACUUCCCGAACUAACGUGUAUUUACCAAUUCUCUCUCUAUUUUGUGUUUGUGUAGCCUUAAAUAAUAAUGUUUCCGUCAAGUGAGGUGUAUGGAAUUCUUAUGGACGUCCAGGAGAAGAAGAGUGCUUUCACGCCGAUGGCUUUUUGUUGUUGUUGCAGGAAUGGAAGAAUGUUUUUGUUUUGUGCUUUUCAUGGUGUUCCGUUUGGAUGCUGAACAUAUUGAAAAGAAGGCAAAUAUAGGCUGCCUAACUAUCAAGAGACGAUACAAAAGAUUUUUUUCAAAAAGCGACAUAUUUCAGCCAAUGGAGACAUCUAUAGAAACUCUUUUACAAAAAAAUAUUGAUCUAAUUUAUAAAGUACAUAUUCACAUUAUGGUGUGUUCUACAUUUCGGAUCUGCGUAGCUUUAACUGAUAUUGUGUCCAGUGACGUUGCUCACAAAUGUACAUUGUGAAAAUAACAACAGAAAAAUCCCAAUUAUAUGAUGUCCCGCCUAAUAAAUAAUAUUGCAUUGUA
Molecule: messenger RNA, 2112 nt
Organism: Salmo salar (Atlantic salmon)
Lineage: Eukaryota; Metazoa; Chordata; Actinopteri; Salmoniformes; Salmonidae
Product: cerebellin-2-like protein
Biological process (GO): maintenance of synapse structure
Cellular component (GO): synapse
Molecular function (GO): protein binding
Source: RefSeq, a predicted model, not a curated record